GCCUGGGGAGAGGAGCAGACCAAGUCUCCGGCUCUGGGCUUUUCUGUCAUCUGAAUCACCUCAACACCACAAUGGAGCCCAACAGCCCUAAAAAAAUACAGUUUGCGAUGCCACUGUUUCAGAGUCAAAUAGACCCCGAGGCAGCUGAGCAGAUCAGGAAAAGAAGGCCUACACCAGCAUCACUUGUUAUCAUGAAUGAACAUGUGCCCCCAGAAAAAGAUGAGAAGAGAACAAACAUCUCACAGGCACAGUCCCAGAAUGCUUCUCCCAAGCAGAGGAAGCAGAGUGUCUUCACCCCACCCGCCCUCAAAGGCAUUAAGCAUCUGAAGAGUCAGAGCGAUUCAGCUUUUCCAGAGGAAGAAGAAGGAGUUAGUGAAAGGGAAGAGGAAUGGGGCCACUAAGCAACGUGGAGCCGCCUCAAGCCCUAUCACAGAGAGUAAGUGAACUGCAGCAGCUGUGUGUGACUCAGACCUUCACCACUGCUUGUGUCCCCACAUGGCAGCUCUUGGCAUGCCAACAGCGCCUGGGCUCCCUGGGGAGCACCCUUGGCUGGGUUUUACAGCCGCCUGCAAAUGUGUUCUGAGACCCUUACACCCAAAGAUAAAACAGUUAUUUUAAAGUAAUUUUUCUUUUUUUCUAAGACUUAGCAAUGUCAUUUGUACAUGUGUUAGUGACCUGACAUCGGUACUGCCAGAGCUUAACUACUGUGUGUACUCUAAGGCCUCUUGUAAAUAAAACUGAUUUAAAAGCUACAAAAUAAAUACAUUCAUUUAGACAAGACUGGGUAUUGAACAGUGGGUUUGUGUAAUGUGCAGAGAAAUGUUUGUAUAAAAUGAUGCUUUCAGUUACGUGCAGCUUUUACCAGUAUUGCUGAAGCUACUUGCAGUGACAGUGAUAGAAACAAAGUAAGCAGAGGUGAUUCAGUCUAGAGAAGGAUGCAAAGACACUGUUCCUCAUAUUUCCUGGAUGCAGAAUCAUCGAAUCACAGAAUGCACUGGGCUGGAAGGAACCUCUAGCGAUAAUCUAGUCCAAAACCUCUGCACUAAGCAGGGACAUCUCCAAGUAGAUCGUGUUGCUCAGAGUCCCAACAAGCCUGAUCUUGAGCAUCUCCGUGGAUGGAGCCUCCUAUGCAGCACUUAAGGUC
Dryobates pubescens (Downy woodpecker) is the source of this 1144-nucleotide messenger RNA. RefSeq names its product protein phosphatase 1 regulatory inhibitor subunit 1C (gene PPP1R1C). Gene Ontology annotation, cellular component: cytoplasm. Gene Ontology annotation, biological process: intracellular signal transduction. Bases 72 to 401 code for a protein of 109 amino acids. Lineage: Eukaryota; Metazoa; Chordata; Aves; Piciformes; Picidae. The record is from RefSeq and is a predicted model, not a curated record. Gene Ontology annotation, molecular function: protein phosphatase inhibitor activity. The transcript is spliced from 5 exons.